Messenger RNA from Didymodactylos carnosus, 315 nucleotides. The record is from the annotation of a GenBank genome assembly. NCBI's taxonomy places the organism in Eukaryota, Metazoa, Rotifera, Eurotatoria, Philodinida, Philodinidae.
AUGGCAGCAGCGGAAGGUGUUGGAUCAGUAUUCAUUUGGGUGAAUGUUCGGCUAUGUAAUAAAAGAUCGGCAUAUUUGCAGUUAUCGGCAAAGGUCGACACAGGUGCCGAUGCGCUUGUGAUUAGCAAUAAACAGUGUGCUGAUUUGAAACUGAUGUGCGUAGGUGAAGGAGUGUAUCGCGAUAUUGGGUUGACCUACAAAGUGUAUGAAGGAGCUGAAAUCGAAUACAUGGGGAGAUCGGCUGAAAUUGUUGUUCAUAGUGUGGUGGAUUUAGAGAAACCCUUAUUAGGCAUGUCAGCCAUUCGUGCUUCGUAA